AAGAUUGAAAAUGGAAAGAAAAAGUUUUAAAGAAUACUCAGUUCUCGCUAUGAUGUCAAAAGAAGAGCAGCAACCGAUGAGAGGUUGUUUGGACGAUUCGAUGCGAACCGACAGUGGAACCGAAGUAGACGCACAUUAUUAACUUCGGGAUAACUAUUAUCCUCAAAUCUACCAUGUUCAUUUCACGUGAAUACUCGACAGAUAUGGCAAAUAUCGGACUUUGGCUGUCUUCACGUGAACAUCCGAAGACAUGUGCAACAGUAAUAUUACUGGAUUCGCAAGCGCAAGAAGUGGAUUUAGCUCUACUCGCAGCAGCCUUGUGGCAGCCUUACUCGAUACCGAUCCUGGCUAUAUUCACAAACUAUCACCAAUAAAGAAGGCAAAAUCAGGAAAUGAAUAUUCUACCUUUGACCUUCAAACAUCCAGUUCUAAAUUUACAAAAGUAGUUGGCUUCGAUCGUAAAAAUCAUCAACAGGCACUUCUGUUCCAGAACGCUGGUACACCAAUUCGAGUAAUAAAUGCAAACGAAAAGGAUAACAACAUAUUUGUUAACAACCACUCAACUAUUGUCAAGGCUAAUUCUGGUGAUAUUCACUUUGAAAGCACACAACCAUCAACUAAUGUGCCAAGGAACUCCAGCCUGCCACAUGGUAAUGCUAUUCAAAUCUCACUCAGUCAGGUUAACUCGUUAACCAGAAAUCAGAGAGUGAAUGUUAGAGGAACAAUCACAAUGGGAGAUGCUAAACCAAAAGAAGUAACAAAGAGAAAUGGAAACCCAGGCCUUGUUAAAGAGGACUGUGUCAUUGAGGACCAAACUGGUCAUACAACAAUCCACUUGUGGGAUGACAUGAUUGAAAAGUGCAAAAACUCAAACAGUUAUGAGAUCACAGAUCAAAGUGACACAACAAUCAAAGAAAUCAGCAUGCAUCUCGACAACCCUAAAGGACCACAGCUGGUUACCAAUAUCCAGAAAACAGUAACAAUACAGGAAUUCAUCUUUACAGAUAAAGUGACUGUUUUCAUGACCUGCCAAAUCAACAGUUGUAAAAAGAAGAUGCCAUAUGUAAUUGAAUCUCCUGUCUUCACAUGCCCAAGUUGUGGCACAUGCCAGAAAGUCAAAGGGGCAAAAAAGGGUGCAACUGCUCGGUUAUGUGCUGAGAUCGAAGGCAAACAAGUGUGGCUUACAGCCUUCACUGAUGUGAUGGAGAAUUUACUAGCCAAAGUAAACUUAUCGAUUCAUGACACUUCGGAUAAAAUCAAAGAAGCCCUACUGACAGUGGAAAAUAUAACAUUAGUUAUUGAUUCUGUGUCAAACUUCAUCCUAGAAGUUAAAGAAAAUGAUGCAUGAAUUAUUUGUUUCAGACAAUAUUGUGUUAACUUAUGUUCUCUUUAAUAAGUAUCCUUUAGACAUUCAAAGCAAAAGGAAAUUGUUAUGGUUGACAACCAAAAAAAACAUUCUUAAAUGACAAUGCAAAUAUAACAUUAGUUAUUGAUUCUGUGUAAAGCUUGGAAGUUAAAGAAAAUGAUGCAUGAAUUAUUUACAUUAGCAGAAAAUAUUGUGUUGACUUAUGUUCUGUUGCAUAAGUAUCCUUAAGACACUCAAAGCAAAAGAAAAUUAUUAUGGUUGAUAAGAAAAUAACCACACUAUAAUGGCAAUGGAAAAUAUAACAUCACUUAUUGAUUCUGUAAAACGUCAUCUUCGGAGUUAAAGGAAAUGAUGCAUGAAUUAUUUGCAUUAGAAAACAUUAGUGUUCACUUAUGUUAUGUUGCAUUAGUAUCCUUUAGACAUUCAAAGCAAACGGAUAUAGUUAUGGUUCAUUUAAGAAAAAAAGAACAUCCUAAAAUGACAGUGGAAAAACUGUCUAAAAGUUUAUCUUAAAAGUUAAGAAGUUGAUGCAUGAAUUAUUUGCAUUAGAAGACACUAUUGUGUUGAUUUAUGUUCUCUUGCAUUGCUACAAAUCAGAAAUUAAAGAUAAAAAGAAAUUGUUACGAUUGGUAAGAAACAAAAAUAUUCUACAUUGUAAACGGAAAAUAUAACAUUAAUUUGAGAUCUCUAGUAAAACUUCAUUUUGGAAGUUAAAAUUCUUUUGAUUUCUUUGCUAAAAACAUGUUACUUUUAAAGUAAAGUAAUAGAGUUGAAAUUCUCCAUGAAAAAUUCCUGAGUUUUUGUUCAAAUAAAAAUGUUUUGUUAUGUUUGAUCUAUUGAUGACUCCUCUAAGUUACCCUACAGACACUAAUUUCAUUACUGAAAGCUUUCCCAGUAUCUUUAAGCUCACCAGGCCUUUAAUCCCAGUUCCUCAAUUGAUUUUCAGUCAAAACUGCGCAGUCUCGGUUCUAAAUGUUUACAUAGACACGCAAACGAACAUUUGCUCGCUAAAAUAACAAUUUAGGGAAAAACCUAGUUUUUCCAAAGAUACCUAUACGGAAAUGAAAUAAUACACAGAUUCGUUCUUUUUAAGAUAACUAUAACUACCCAAAGUAAUAAACCCAUUUCAGUACCCAACAAAAGUUUUCUUGGAAAUCCCUCCACUCAAAAGUGUUCUAGCACGCACUUCCUAACCAUUGGUUACUUCUAGUUUAAUAAUUAUUUCAUUUUUUUUUCAAUCAGGAGGUCAGGGUUGUUGGCGUCUGAUGUGAAUGGCCUUCUCAAGUUUCCUUUCGAAGUUCACAGUCUCCUUGUCCAGGAUUUUCGUUUGCUUUACAUUUAAGACCUCAAGAUGAAAAUUAUU
Orbicella faveolata is the source of this 2729-nucleotide messenger RNA. RefSeq lists its product as uncharacterized. The record is from RefSeq and is a predicted model, not a curated record. Lineage: Eukaryota; Metazoa; Cnidaria; Anthozoa; Scleractinia; Merulinidae.